Elgaria multicarinata webbii is the source of this 3093-nucleotide messenger RNA. RefSeq names its product coiled-coil domain containing 87 (gene CCDC87). The record is from RefSeq and is a predicted model, not a curated record. The coding region runs from base 1 to 2766 and encodes 921 amino acids. NCBI's taxonomy places the organism in Eukaryota, Metazoa, Chordata, Lepidosauria, Squamata, Anguidae. The transcript has a single exon.
AUGGCCUCGCCUUCCACGGGGCAGCUGUACGGCCUGGCAGACACGGAAGGCGCCGCCCUUGAGCUGCACGAGCUGUACCAGCGCAUCCUGGCCCCGCUGUCCCUCUUCCCCGCCUCCUUCACCCGGGUGAAGUCUUCGUUCCCCAGCGAGAGGCCCUCCGCCGUCCCCUCAGUCCACAGCGCUGUCCCGGUGCCCAUCUCCCUCACGGCCCUCCUGCAGAUGGUCAAGGCGCGGCUGGAACCGGGGCCGCAGUGGGCGCACGUCCCGUCCCGGGACCGGCAGGUGUUCCGAGAGGUCAUCCUCCUGGAGGUCAAGCACAUCUUCAAGGACGUCCAGCACUCGCUGUACGACCCGGCCUUCAGCGCCCAGACCAACCGCGAGCUCUACCAGCAGCUGGUCGUGUACAUCGGCCUGGUGUGCCAGCAUCUCUUCCUGCACUACCUGCGCGUCAUGGACCACCGCCACCAGCUGGGCAUCUUCACCGACUGCGCCAACCUCACCCGCUUCUCGGCCCAGCUGUCCCUGGACUGCUCCAGCCUGCUCAACGUGGCGGCCGUCCGGCACCGCCUAGUCAUGGAGAUGAAGACCCCGCAGAACCGCCCGCCGGAGUCCCCCACCAAACCGCUGAGCCCGCAGGGCCAGUCGCGGACACGCAACCUGGGCUGCCGGCUGGGCUUCACCAUCAGCUAUUUCAUCAGGCUCACCAGACCUCACGUGCCAACGCUGAAACAGAAGAUGGCCAAGGAUAUCAAAGAGCUGGAGGAGCUACCUUUGUUGGACAUGGACAAAAUAAAGCAGUUGAACCUCCCGAGGCCGGAGAAGAGUGCCUUCCUGGGACAAAUGACCUGUGCCGCAAUCACAACGCCUUGUCCGCGGGCCACUGCCUCAAAAGACCAGACGAAGUUACAUCGGGCUAAGCGGGCUACUUCCACUAUUCUCAAGAGAAGCCAGUCCCUGCCCAAUAUGAGAGUGGGGCAGCUCCUCGCUGAUGAACUUGGCAUCUGUAUACAGCAUCGCCCUCUCAGCCCUGAUCUGCCUUGUCACUAUGAGUCCACUGAAGACGGGGAAUUCGGUGGGACAAUAGGCCUGGCUGAGGACCUCCGGAGGCUGGUUCAGGGUUCUGUCCUCAAGACCAGCCCAUGGAAAGGAGAACAGGACGAUGAUUUGGAACUGCCUCCCCUCAUUAAAGCCUUGACGUGGCGCAAGGCGAACGAAGUCCGCCAAGAGCAGCUCCAGAGAAUGCAGAGUUCCCUGCAGAAGGAGGAGUCUUCUGAGAGGCAACGAAGGGACACCAUCAUCUCUGCCCCGGCCUCCCAUCCUCAGGCUGCAACAGUGAACUUCGCAGUCCAUGAUAAGCUGGUCGUGAAGGCGGCUGAUUUGCAAGUGUCAGAAAGGAGCUAUGUAGAAGCCAUGGCUAUGGAGAAAUGCCCACCAAUUUACAACCAUCUCCUGGGGGAGAUAAACGCGGCUACCAUAAAAUCUCUGGAUGCUAACCUUUCCACUGGGGAAGAGGUCAGGGAGAUGUACAAGGAACUGAAAGGCACCAUCCCAAAAGACUACCUGAAGUUCGACCUUGGGCCCUUGACAGAACCUGAUGCAGCUAACAUAGACCUGUCCGUCUGCUUUGCUUCCUCAACACUGGCAAGGAAAAAAUGUGAGCGGAUCAUUAAUGAAAAGCUCAGUAAAAUCCUGCCCACUGGACCUUACUCCCCGGAGGAAGUGGUAGACACACCAAUGACCCCAAACCUACCCUUCAAAAGGAAGAAAGCGAAAAAGGAAUUUGCCUCUUGGCUCAAGUGGUGGAAGGCAUCGUUCAAUACCGAUAAUUAUCUGAAAUACCUCAGCACCAAGGAGGCUGAUUAUUUACCAGUAAUAUUUCAUUUGUAUGACUUUGGGGAAGCGGAGCAGCUCCAGUGGAUGCAGCCUGUAUUAGACCAGGCUGAAAUCAAGGAGCAGGAGAAGGUGAAGAAGGAAGUGAUAAAGGAAGCCACGAAGAUUCAGUCCACGAAAGAAGAAUUCCAGGCUGGGAAGUGGAAUACCAACAGCGUCAUGAUGGGGGGGCUGGGGGCAUUCCUUUCUUGCGACCACAAGGACGAGGAUCUCAGGGUCCUACAGAGAAGGCUGGAACGACUCUGGACGGUUCUCCAUUUCUCGGAGCGAGAAAGGCUGGACAUGGCAAUCAAGUACAGCUCCAACCAGUAUUACUUGUUGCUCCCAGACAUGCUGCAGGCUUGGGAGGAGGCAGCGCGGUUUAUCCAGGAUCGGGAGCUCCUGCUGGCGGAAAUGGAACGCUUUGAACAAACCGCUUCAGAUCCAAACCGCUUGUUCGACAGGGAACCCCAGUCUUUCAUGUUGCGAAUCGAGGAAUCUAAAACCAGGAGCCGCCAACGUGCCGAGUUGGGCCAGUUUGAUGCGGAGCUCUACGUCAUCCUGAACCACAUCAAGAAGACGUUCGAUGACACGGUGACUUUCAGGGGACGCCCGUACCUGGAGAAGAUGGAGUGGGACACGGUGGAGAUGCUGUACUGGUUGCAACAAGAGCGGCGUGCGAGCGCUUUGUGGAGAGGAGUCAAGAAAGGGGGCCAGAGAAGGAAACUCCCUCCAAUUUAUGUUCCUUUGACGACAGGUCAAGACAACAGGCGGAAAGGCAUCCUUUUUUCACCCGUGCCACCUUCCGCCAAAGACCGUGAAGCCGUUUCUCUUCACCUAAGCCAAAUAGAGAAUUUAAGGGCGCUGACUUUGCGGUUCAAGGAGCACACAGUGUAAGAGACAGGCAGUGGAGACAGGCUUACAGCAAAGAGUCACCAAUCGUUUGAAGAAUGUGCAGAUACAGACCAAGUGUCAAGACUUGUGGUGGCCUGGCUCAGUCCACAUUUCAAAGGCGUUUGAGAGAGUUGCAUUGUUCACAAACGAGGUUCCUAACAUCCUCUAGUUCCAUUUUAAAAAAAAAUGUUUCUGGUCCUCAUGGCUUAAAGUUCGGGUACCAUGUUUGAAAGGAUCCAAUAUCUAUGGUAAAUAUGGCUUAAGGAUCCUAUGAGGUCUGCUGAGCUGCUUCUCAGGUUUCUUCAGCUGCCAUGUUUCUGUGGGUGCCAG